Molecule: messenger RNA, 403 nt
Organism: Racocetra persica
Lineage: Eukaryota; Fungi; Glomeromycota; Glomeromycetes; Diversisporales; Gigasporaceae
Source: the annotation of a GenBank genome assembly
UGAGCCUGUACGUGGCCAUUUCCCUACAGGAAUCGCCCGUGUAGACCGGUUUGCAGAGUCCAGCAUGAGUAGGCUCGAAAGUGGCGAGACCCCAAAUACGAUGAUGAAUAUUACUGAAAAUCUACACUUGCAUUUUAAGAACGAAAUGUGUGAUUUGAUAGAAGAAGAAUAUGAAAUAAAUGAACAUUUUACCACCAAUACAGUGAUGUACAAUGUCCAAGGAGUAAUAGUUACAAAUAUUGGAUUUACUGAGAAAGCUAUUAUGGUGGUGAAAGAACAUGAAGUGAUUCUUGCUAUGCCAAAUACGCUUUUAAAUAAGCUUCGGUUUCAAAUUAGAAAUAUGAUUGACAACAUUGAUACAGAGAUUCUUCUCGAAGUUACAGAAGACGAAGACGAGAAUUAA